Pungitius pungitius (ninespine stickleback) is the source of this 2484-nucleotide messenger RNA. It is a transcript of the gene ankrd39, whose product is annotated as ankyrin repeat domain 39. The transcript has 4 exons. NCBI's taxonomy places the organism in Eukaryota, Metazoa, Chordata, Actinopteri, Perciformes, Gasterosteidae. Gene Ontology annotation, biological process: protein K6-linked ubiquitination. Gene Ontology annotation, molecular function: ubiquitin-protein transferase activity; protein binding. Bases 296 to 865 code for a protein of 189 amino acids. The record is from RefSeq and is a predicted model, not a curated record. Gene Ontology annotation, cellular component: BRCA1-A complex; BRCA1-BARD1 complex.
UUUUAAGCACCGGCUUGCAUGUUUUCAACGCGUAGCCUGUUUUCUAUACGUAUAGCGAAACAAAUAUCUUUUUGCGUUGUCGCUUGUGACUGGUACCAUUGCUUGUAUUUGCUUUAAGGUUAUGGGCAUCUUGUGUUUUUCAAGAUAUGCCUGGUUGGGUUUGAAAAGCACCAAGUAAUCCACUAUUACGUUAGACGAAGAAAAAACACGCAACGUUGACUACCAAAACAGUGUCUUGCUUCAGGUUGGAAUUAGUCCGGAAGUAUUUAUAUGCUGUGUGGAGACAAUUAAUAUAAUGGCGUCAGAUAGACACAAUUGUUCGUGUUGCUCCCAUCCAGUCUCCUCUCCCAGUGUUUACCAGACGUUGACUGAAAUGGAUUUUGAAAGAGGUAUCUGGUCCGCUGCAAUGGAUGGGGACUUGGAAAGGGUCCAGUUCUUGGUCCAAAAGGGCACUGACCCUAACCUAAGAGACUCCACUGGAUACACAGCUCUGCACUAUGCAAGUCGCAGUGGCCAUCACCCUGUAUGCAGGUUUCUUCUUGAGACUGGUGCUUGUGCAUCCCCGCAGACAUCGGGCGGUGCCACACCGCUCCAUCGAUCAGCUUACUGCGGCCACCUCGAUGUGGUCAGACUGCUGCUGCGCCACCGAGCGGAUCCAAAGAUCUGUGAUGACGAUGGUGCCUCCCCUUUACAUAAGGCUGCAGAGCAGGGUCACAAAGAGGUAUGUGAGCUGCUUCUGGAGCACUGUCCGGCCCUCUGCAGCCAGGUGAACAAGAGGCUCCAGCUUCCCUUCCAGCUGGCACCACAGCAAGACCUGCAGGAGCUGUUAAAACCUGACAGACACACUGCUUCCGGGCCAUGCUGAGGUCACAAAAUGAAUACCAGCUCAAAAUCCACAUGGUGAGAUUAAGUCUCAUCUGCACCUGGAUUCACCACAUUUGGAACUUUACUAAUACAAAAUGAUUCUGUUUGGACAGACAUGAGUUUUAUGUAUUACGUAAGUUACAGCUGAGAAUCAAGAAUUAAGUGAAGAGUCCAAACUUCCCAUCUGGUGAUGUGCACUGAUCUUUAAAGUGUGUUAUUUCACUUUGGAAUUAGCCUUGCUUGCAUAUAUGGAUACUCAAUACAAGAGCUGAGCAGGAGUGCAGGGUCAAGGGUCAAGGACAUCGAUGGACAACAGUUCAGUUCAAAAGCCAUAAAGUACUUUUGAAUUUCUCUUUGAAACUACUGCCAUUAAAUCCACAAUGUGUGGCAUUUAAAAUGUAUUUAAGCUGUGCCCUGAAAAUACACGCUUCUGCCCCCGAUGCAGCAUAAAUAAUUGAUUCGUUUAAAUAUGUGGCAUUUUUAUCAAAGGGGUUUGUAAUAAAACUGGAGGACUUUUUUUUUCUGCAGCUGUUGCAUUACUUAUUCUACUUUGUUCGACCAAUUUGUGUUCAUGGAAUCCUUGCAGGAGGCUUUGUGUGGCAGCAGGGGACGCUGCUGUCUUAAAGACAUUGUGCGCGUGUUGUUUUUUCCAGCACACCACAAGAAUUAGCAGGCGGCUCACAUACGGUGACCUCAUUCAAUCCUUCCAGCACAAUGUUGGGAAACUAAACGGGGAAACUGUUAGAAAGUGAGAAAAGCAUCAGUGUGACAGCUGUGAGUGAGCCGCCGUGGAUGCACCACCGUUAAAUCAUGUUUGUUCCAUCAUGGGUUAUUUACCCGUGAAGAACUUUCUUUUUCUAAACUGUUGAUAAUUCCACGUCAUUUUCACACUUUGGCAUGUUUAGCAUUGUCCGUGGGCUUUGGGAACACACACUCUGUCCGUCAUCCGUUGCCAGAAGCACGUCCCAGCUGCUUCCACUGUGCUACUUUAUUGUCCCUGACUUUUUCACCAAGUAUUCAGGUUCUGGUGUAAAUUAUUUUUUAUUUACGCUCUUCUUCAGUCAGAAAUAUACAAAGCGGAUUUUGGUGUCAUAAAUGUGAAAGUAAGUGCCCUUGUUAUGACCUGGAAGUCGUGUUGCUACUGAGGUAUUCCCAUGGUUAUUGAUACCUCCUUGUGUGUCACGGUGACCUGUAAUGUGAGAUUAGGAAAAAUCCAAUAGUUGCUUUGCCACCGCACAUUGUUCAUGUGAAUUUCUACUUUUAUUUUGUUCAAUGAUCAACCGUUCAUAGAGUUUGGCUCAAUCGUUAUUUCUGAAAGGCAUGGCACAUUAUCGCGUCCUUUAAACCAGUAUUCAUAAGCAAAGGAUGGAAGCCCAACAGAUAGAAUGCCUUUCAGCUAUUGUCUCAUGUACUUAUUCAUGUUUAAUAACUAACAUAUGCACAUGUAAGGGGCACAUCCCCUCAGCCUUCCACAGAUGUGCACUGUUUGUGCUGCACUUCCUCUGCGCUCUCACAGUCUGCACGUAUUCCAAAACCUCUCGCUGAUUUCUGAGGAACUUUCAUUGGGUCUGCUGGUGGGCGGUGUUUAAAAACUACCUUCAAACCACAUCCAGUGCCGUG